Messenger RNA from Suricata suricatta (meerkat), 3795 nucleotides. It is a transcript of the gene VDR, whose product is annotated as vitamin D receptor. The record is from RefSeq and is a predicted model, not a curated record. Gene Ontology annotation, biological process: positive regulation of transcription by RNA polymerase II; negative regulation of transcription by RNA polymerase II; cell differentiation. Lineage: Eukaryota; Metazoa; Chordata; Mammalia; Carnivora; Herpestidae. The coding region runs from base 3 to 1286 and encodes 427 amino acids. Gene Ontology annotation, cellular component: nucleus. Gene Ontology annotation, molecular function: vitamin D response element binding; nuclear receptor activity; zinc ion binding. The transcript is spliced from 8 exons.
GGAUGGAAGCAAUGGCGGCCAGCACUUCCCUGCCUGACCCUGGCGACUUUGACCGGAACGUGCCCCGAAUCUGUGGGGUAUGCGGAGACAGAGCCACCGGCUUUCACUUCAACGCUAUGACCUGUGAAGGCUGCAAAGGCUUCUUCAGGCGAAGCAUGAAGCGGAAGGCGCUGUUCACCUGUCCCUUUAACGGCGACUGCCGCAUCACCAAGGACAACCGCCGCCACUGCCAGGCAUGCCGGCUCAAGCGCUGUGUGGACAUCGGCAUGAUGAAGGAGUUCAUCCUGACGGAUGAAGAGGUGCAGCGGAAGCGGGAGAUGAUCCUGAAGCGGAAGGAAGAGGAAGCCUUGAAGGACAGCCUGCGGCCCAAGCUCUCUGAGGAGCAGCAGCGCAUCAUCGCCAUCCUGCUGGAUGCCCACCACAAGACCUACGACCCCACCUAUGCCGACUUCACCCAGUUCCGGCCUCCAGUUCGUGGGGACAUGUGCGGAGGCAGCCAUCCCUCAAGGCCCUCCUCGAGAAACACGCCCAGCCUCUCCGGGGACUCGUCUUCCACCUGUUCGGAUCACUACACGGCCUCUCUCGAUGUGAUGGAGUCGACCAGCUUCCCCAAUCUGGAUCUGAGGGAAGAAGACUCAGAUGACCCUUCUGUGACCCUGGACCUGUCCCAGCUCUCCAUGCUGCCCCACCUGGCUGACCUGGUCAGUUACAGCAUCCAAAAGGUCAUCGGCUUUGCCAAGAUGAUUCCAGGGUUCAGAGACCUCACUUCUGAGGACCAGAUUGUGCUGCUGAAGUCAAGUGCCAUCGAGGUCAUCAUGUUGCGCUCUAACCAGUCCUUCGUCAUGGAUGACAUGUCCUGGACUUGUGGCAGCCAGGACUAUAAGUACCGCAUCAGUGAUGUGACCAAAGCUGGACACAGCCUGGAGCUGAUUGAGCCCCUCAUCAAGUUCCAGGUGGGGCUGAAGAAGCUGAACUUGCAUGAGGAGGAGCAUGUCCUGCUCAUGGCCAUCUGCAUUGUCUCCCCAGACCGUCCCGGCGUGCAGGAUGCUGCGCUGGUUGAGGCCAUCCAGGACCGCCUGUCCAACACAUUGCAGACUUACAUCCGCUGCCGCCACCCACCCCCCGGUAGCCACCUGCUCUAUGCCAAGAUGAUCCAGAAGCUGGCUGACCUGCGUAGCCUCAAUGAGGAGCACUCCAAGCAGUACCGCUGCCUCUCCUUCCAGCCUGAGUGCAGCAUGAAGCUCACACCGCUGGUGCUGGAGGUGUUUGGCAACGAGAUUUCCUGACUAGGGUGGCCAGCAGGGGAAUCCAGGUGGGGCUGCUCCUCUGGGGCCCUGUGCCCUGGCCUGGGGCAAGCUGCUGCCUGGCAGCCCUUCCCACCCCGUCUGGAGUUCAGCCCCUCCUCCCCCACCUCCCCUCCCUCCCCAGCCACUCGUGUCUCCUGCCCAACCUAACAUGAGGUCUCCCUUUCCUGAGGACCAUAGGCUGCCCCAGACCCUUGGGACCUCAGUGGUGAGGAGUUGCUGUUUAUUUGACAAAGAAACUCAAAUGAGGGCAGAAGACAGAGGCUGGAGGUGGAACCUUGCCCAGGGAUGUCCCUACUGCUCCAAAAGUGGCUGCUGGCCAAUGCCAAGGGGUCAGUCGGGCAGGAGCAACACACCCAUUCCUCAGGGACAGAGAUACCUGUACCUCCCCCCACUCCAGGCCCCCACGUCCAGAGCCUAGUGGGGGUUCCCUUCCCCCUGCCACACCCACGGUACAUAAAUAGCCCCCACCCUCACCCCCAUCUCAGCCUACUGCCAGUCUGGGCUGUUUUGUCCUGGGCAGUGUGCCAUGGUGGGGGCUUCUCCCUUUGCCAUCCCCCCUGGCCUGUCCAGGACACUCACUGCCAAGGAUGACCAAAAACAAGGUGACAAAGGUCACAACCUCCCCUACUCCUCUCUGUUGGCCAAAGGGCACUUGUCUGACACUUCAAUGCCCACCUUCAUCCCAUUGCUAUGGUAACAAUCUCCCUGGAAGUAACCAUGUUACAAUGGGCUUUCUCCUCAUGGCAGGGGCCCACCAGCCCAGAGCUCACCUGCUGAGAUGCCCAAGGAGAGAGAGAGCAGGGCCCAGGAGGUAGGGGACAAGCAAACUCAGCCUCAUGGGAGGGUAGUAGAUAGUGGCCACAGCUGUCCUUGUCUUCAAGCCCAUGGCUCCUUGACCUAGAUCUAACAGGUUGGUCAAGUCGAGAGCUUUCCUUCCACUGAUCCAUGUGGCAAGGCUGAGAUGUCCCCAGGGUGCAGAGAAGUACCUAGCAGCAUCCUUAUCCUCACCCUGCCAGUGCCUUACCUCCCACCCAGGAGAGAGAACCAGAAGCCAUGGGUGCUGGAGGAGCCUCACCAAGGAUGGUCAAGUGGGAUGCAGAGAUGGGGGCACCUUUCCAAAUACUGCGUGGUCUGGAGAAGCAGUACCCCUCUGCUAGCCAGUGGGGCUAUUCUUUUCCACCUGGAAGAGAAGAACCCACAGACAGACCCCAAGAGCUCAGACCACACUCUCCCCCCACCUAUCUGGGUAUAGUUCCAAGGCUGCCAUCCCCCAGAGACCCAAAAGCUGUGUUCCAACACCUCGCUGUGGGAGGAUGGAGAGCCAGCUGGCAGCUGGGACUAGGCAGAGGGAACACCUAGGGGUGGGGUCAUGUGGGGCUGGUUCCCUUCUUAUUCUCACUCCACCACCCCCCCCAAAUCCGGAAGGGGUGGGGGAGCCUAACUUCCAACCCCAUUUUCCCUUCCAGAGCUAGCCCAGCCCAGGAGGUGGGGGCUCUUGUUCUGUUUACUCUGGGUGGGGUCCCUGGAUGCAUGAGUUGUAAGGGUGUGAGACCACUGCAGACAGGAUUCUUCCAGGAGUCAGAGAGGGUCCCUCGGAUCAUUGCUUGAGUUUGGGGAGCACAGCCACAUUUGAGGUCUCAAUGGUGGGGGGGGGUAACUCUUGUCAGUCAAUGCUGCCUCUGUCCUCUGUUGUUCUCUGAGAGCCUGGGAGCAAUCAGACUUACAGUUGCGAGCACCAUCAUGUCCAGCAGACCCAGUGUUUCUUCCAGUGGAGAAACAUCUGACAGCCACAUUUCUUACCCCACAAUACCAUCUGUAUGGCCAAGUCUGACAUUUAUUAGCUGAGUGGCUUCCAGAAUCAGACUCCAUUUUGUACUACAUUUGAAUGUAGCUAGUAGUACACACCACUGAUUAGAAGAUAUUUUGGGGAGAAACGCUUAACCUUGUAAAAUUUCUAUACACCUAUUAUUGGUAUUGUCCUUGCUGUUAUUUUACAAAUUAGGGAGAGAGCCUUGUUUGAUUCUGCAGAAGACAUUGGUCUAACAUGCUAGUCAGUGGGAAAAAAAAGGCUUAAAAUUUACUACACUAGUUCAACUCCCUUGCUAAGGAAAAUGGACAUUUAGAAGGAAGUGUGGCCAGCCAAGCUUAGACAGCUAGUUAGGGUUCCAGAGCUGGCCUGGACUGUGGACCCCCCACCCAGGGCUCUAUUCACAAACCACACUGAAGCUCAGAGCCCUAAAGGCUGACCUGGUCCCUUAGGAGAAGGUCUGGAUUUUAGACAGCAAACCUAGAUCCUGGACCCCUGCCUUCCUUCCUUGAGUUGUCACCCUGCUGAUCCAUCAGGAGGAGGAUGAGGAGGGACACCUCAACUUGUGUCUCAAUGUGAAUCAGACCCCCCACCCCUAAUGUGGCCCUGGCCCGAUGGGGUCUCUGCCUCAGCUCUGUAUAAUACUGUUGCCAUAUCAAUAAAGUGCAUUUGUCUUUGUAA